AUGUCCUCAAUCCUUUCGCAGCUGGUCGACGCCAAGAAGGAUACGUCCCUUACACGCUAUGUGACCUGCACCGCGCUGGCCGUGACGACUUACGAUGGCAUUCUCACCUUAUUCGAUGCGAUUAAGCUGUUUAGGAGGUCAAAAACCUCGUUGGGAAGGAUUCUCUACUAUCUCACGCGUGUCGUUUCUUUCAUCGGUCUUACUCUUAUGACCUAUCAUAUAUCGGAAUUCAGGCUCGGUUUCUCGCGCAAAGCAUGCCAAAUUUUUGUAUGGAUAUGGCCUUCGUUGUUCAGUCUCACAAUGCUCUCUACCGACUGGCUUCUCACCUUGCGAAUAAGCGCGCUUUAUCACUCCAAUGCUCUCAUAUGGCGUGGGACAUAUGCGAGCCUAAUUAUUUGCGGCCUCGUCACAUCUGGUCUCCUCAUCAACAUCCAAGUCACGUAUAGCAAGGUCAUAUAUUAUAUCGAUGCGGUCGGGAUCUGCGGUGUGCUGACACAAGGUCGGGAUGUCGUCAAAACAUUCUACCCUUGGCUCGCGCACGAGACACUCUUGACUGUCAUCAUGGGUGUACAUACGUGGCGAAACUUCAGAAAGGGGUCGGGACGCCAGACCUUUCCGCUCCUCAUCGUGCUCUAUCGGGAUGGCGCAUUGUUUUACGUCGUCAUACUCGCCGUCCGCAUCUGGAUCAUUUACACGCUCUCGACUUUGCCACUUACACGAUUGUAUCUUGAUAUUUGUGUGAUGUGGGCAGCUUGCACGCUCUUGACGACACGCGCGUAUCUAAACCUCUGCUCUAUCGUCCUCGUACGAGAGGAAGAAGAAGCGGCGUCGAUGGAGUUGCAGGCAACAAUCGGGUUCACGUCAAGAAGCCGUGCAUCAAAGGCGCUGUCACCUACACGACUCGCCAACCCCACAACAAUACGGCCGACAGAGGUCUAUUUCCGUCGGGAGACAGAAUUGACUGUGGACGAGACUCGCAAAAACUUGUCAAUAUCGCCUUCGCCGCCACUUUCAAAGCCAAGUUCACCCAAUGGCUUUGACGAAGAACGACGGCUGUCGGGAACAACCGCCCACAUGAGCCAUCAAAAUAUGUCACCGUACCGAUGA
This is a messenger RNA of Serendipita indica DSM 11827, 1107 nucleotides long. Lineage: Eukaryota; Fungi; Basidiomycota; Agaricomycetes; Sebacinales; Serendipitaceae. The record is from the annotation of a GenBank genome assembly.